AUGGGUUCAAAGAGUGUUGCAUCUAUUAUCAUUGCCAUCUUUUGCCUAAACAUCAUCUUCUCUGCUAGUUUAAGCUCUGCCCAAGUGCCAACUACUUCAACAUCGAAUCAUUGUCCUGAUUUGCGUAUUUGUGUCAAUGUGUUGAAAGAUUUGGUGUCCGUUAUAAUUGGUGCUCCACAGUGCAAGCCAUGCUGCCCCUUAAUCGCUGGUCUUAUCGAUGUUGAAGCCCAUGCUUGCAUUUGCACAGCUGUUAAAGGUCAAAUUUUGGGAAUAGACAUUAAUAUUCCCAUAAAAGUUUUACUCAAUGUAUGUGGACGUAAGGUCCCUGCCGGUCCUGUAUGUUAA
Vicia villosa (hairy vetch) is the source of this 345-nucleotide messenger RNA. RefSeq names its product lipid transfer protein EARLI 1-like. NCBI's taxonomy places the organism in Eukaryota, Viridiplantae, Streptophyta, Magnoliopsida, Fabales, Fabaceae. The transcript has a single exon. Bases 1 to 345 code for a protein of 114 amino acids. The record is from RefSeq and is a predicted model, not a curated record.